This is a messenger RNA of Aethalodelphis obliquidens (Pacific white-sided dolphin), 1291 nucleotides long. It is a transcript of the gene HMGCLL1, whose product is annotated as 3-hydroxy-3-methylglutaryl-CoA lyase like 1. The transcript is spliced from 9 exons. Lineage: Eukaryota; Metazoa; Chordata; Mammalia; Artiodactyla; Delphinidae. Gene Ontology annotation, molecular function: hydroxymethylglutaryl-CoA lyase activity. Gene Ontology annotation, cellular component: cytosol; endoplasmic reticulum. The record is from RefSeq and is a predicted model, not a curated record. The coding region runs from base 32 to 1054 and encodes 340 amino acids. Gene Ontology annotation, biological process: L-leucine catabolic process; ketone body biosynthetic process.
CCCAUCGCCUACAGCCGCCCCGGACCUGGCCAUGGGGAACGUGCCAUCCGCGGUGAAGCACUGCCUCAGCUACCAACAACUUCUCCGGGAGCAUCUCUGGAUCGGGGAUUCAGUGGCAGGGGCGUUCGAGCCCGCGCAGGAAUCAUCCCAGCCAUCUGGACUCCCUGAAUAUGUGAAAAUAGUAGAAGUUGGACCUAGAGAUGGAUUGCAGAAUGAAAAGAUUAUAGUUCCUACAGAUAUAAAAAUUGAAUUUAUCAAUCAACUUUCCCAAACUGGCUUGCCUGUAAUAGAAGUGACAAGCUUUGUGUCUUCCCGAUGGAUACCACAGAUGGCAGAUCACACUGAAGUGAUGAAGGGCAUUCGUCAAUAUCCAGGAAUUCGAUAUCCUGUCCUUACUCCUAAUCUUCAGGGUUUCCACCGUGCUGUUGCUGCUGGAGCCACUGAGAUCUCCGUUUUUGGUGCUGCCUCUGAACCCUUUAGCAAGAAGAAUAUUAACUGUGCUAUUGAAGAAAGUAUGGAGAAGUUUGAGGAGGUCGUUAAGUCUGCAAGACACAUGAAUAUUCCAACACGAGGGUAUGUAUCCUGUGCCCUGGGCUGUCCAUAUGAAGGAAACAUCACACCGCAGAAAGUAACAGAAGUGUCUAAGAGAUUGUAUGGCAUGGGCUGUUACGAGAUUUCCCUGGGAGACACAAUUGGAGUGGGAACUCCAGGAAGCAUGAAGAGGAUGCUGGAAAGUGUCAUGAAAGAAAUCCCACCCAGGGCUCUUGCUGUUCACUGUCAUGACACAUACGGACAAGCCUUAGCAAAUAUCCUUACGGCCCUUCAGAUGGGGAUUAAUGUGGUGGAUUCUGCAGUAUCCGGAUUAGGUGGUUGCCCUUAUGCAAAAGGUGCUUCUGGGAACGUAGCCACUGAGGAUUUGAUCUACAUGCUUAAUGGCCUGGGGGUCAAGACAGGUGUGAAUCUUUACAAAGUGAUGGAAGCUGGUGACUUCAUCUGCAAAGCUGUGAAUAAAACUACAAACUCUAAAGUAGCACAAGCCUCAUUCAACGCUUGACUUGAAUGCAUUUGUGAGUUAAGGCUGAGAAGCUCCAUUUCAGCUACAGAUACUCAACUGAAAAUCAUUACUGCCAACUUGUUCUGAAAUGUGAAGUAAUAGACAAGAGUGGGGGAAAAAAAGAGAUACUUUGAAAAAGAGUAGGCUGGAUAGAUUACAGAAAUUGACUGGAAGAUACACCAGUCAUCAGGUGAAUUGCAAGCCGGGGCUAAAUAAUAAAAUUUGUGGACAUGCUUU